This is a messenger RNA of Neocloeon triangulifer, 1509 nucleotides long. RefSeq lists its product as uncharacterized. NCBI's taxonomy places the organism in Eukaryota, Metazoa, Arthropoda, Insecta, Ephemeroptera, Baetidae. Bases 128 to 520 code for a protein of 130 amino acids. The transcript has a single exon. The record is from RefSeq and is a predicted model, not a curated record.
CCUUCCCGCGGCCCCCACUGCCUAUAAGUGGGCAACGAACGGCGCGCGCCGUAUCAUUCAGUGAGCACCCGUUGCUGAGAGAACACACACCUUAAUCCUUACCCAAGUACCAAACUGUGCUACAAUCAUGGCCUUCAUGAUGCCCGUGGUGAAGAACGACUGGGACAUUUACCGGUCCCAGCGCACCAACAACAACAUGCGUCGCACCUCGGACAACAGCCGCAGCCGCAAAGCGUCCGAGUGCCGGAGUAGCGAGUGUCCGAGCCUGUCCACGUCGCCGGGCUCGACUGACUUCUUCAGCCCGGCUCACCGGUCGGCACCGAUGGCCGUCCGGACGUCCAACUCGUCACGUGCCAGCCUCCAGUCGCCCAGCAAGGGCUCGUCGACGGCCUCCUCGUCGCCUCCGAAGAGCUCCGGCUCGCAGAGUUCGCUCAACAAAUUCCACACGCGACUUGUGGACAAGCUGAAGAGGUCGUUCCGCUCAAGUUCGUCAGAAGCCGACUCGCGGUCCUCCUCUUGAGGUCCGCCGCCUCCGGCUACUUUCACGCCGCCCCCGCGCUCCCGCCCCAUUGACAUCCGGGCAGCCCGACGGCGGUCGUCGUCGGCCUCGUCGACGCCGCGCUCCCUGCAGUCGCAGACGGUGCCCGCCAGCUUUUAGACUGAGUUUUCGCAACAAUACACACAUUAUACUAUUUAAGUUGAACGGUGCCUCUUAAAAAAAGUGAGAAACGAAGAACACCAGACUGCUGCUGUGUGACGAGAAGGAUGAAGAGAGUUUUGAUAAGUCAGCGCGACAUUCCACGCACCCCCGCCGCCGCUAUUUAAUCAAACUUGGCAAUUUUUGGUAUUUUUUAACUCUGACGAUGAGGCAAGUACUCGAUGUUUUAUUUAAUUGAGAACCAAAAUUUGUGCCCGCAGCGGCGGCGGAAACGUCGCAUUCUAAACACUUUUGCGCUUCAUUUGAAUAUUAUUAUUAAUUAUUUCACGAGAUCACAACUACUAAUAAUAAAAUAUUAUCAUCAGUGAUAGUCUGACUGCUGUAUCAAACGGAACAACAAACUGUAAACGCUAAUCUAAUUAGACUCGAGUCAUUUCCUAUUUGUAAGCAAUUAAUAAUUUUUUUCAUCUUUUCUGUAUGUAAUUUUUUUCUACGGAGAAUGAUUUUUUUAUACGUUGGGAGAAACACAUGAUUAUAAGUGGCUUCUUUUGUACACUUUCUCUGCCUGCUUUGUAGACGCUGAGAUUUCAGUUCCGAUUCGAUAGACACGAAAGUUUAUAGUAGCAGCUAUUUUUAGUGAAAAGAAAUUGAUGAUGAAUUGGCUGUUUUCAAAAAUCUGUGACGAAAAAAAAAAGAAAUUGCUGUUAAAUUUGUGAGAGAAAAAAAUACGCCAAAAGCAGAUGAUUAAUUCACAAACCCGCAAUGUUGACUGAUUAAAAAUUGUUGUAUUACGAAAGUUAACAAAAAAUGAGAAACAAUAAAAUUGAGCAGGAAUGCUUGUAAACAAAUUA